This is a messenger RNA of Heterocephalus glaber (naked mole-rat), 796 nucleotides long. It is a transcript of the gene Ppih, whose product is annotated as peptidylprolyl isomerase H. Gene Ontology annotation, cellular component: cytoplasm; intracellular membrane-bounded organelle. Gene Ontology annotation, biological process: protein peptidyl-prolyl isomerization; protein folding. The record is from RefSeq and is a predicted model, not a curated record. Gene Ontology annotation, molecular function: peptidyl-prolyl cis-trans isomerase activity; cyclosporin A binding. NCBI's taxonomy places the organism in Eukaryota, Metazoa, Chordata, Mammalia, Rodentia, Bathyergidae.
GCCGCCGCCGCCGCCGCCGCCGAGCUGGGUUAUGGUCACCGGAACCUGAAUUGUGCUUCCGGGUCAGAGCCAUGGCGGUGGCAAAUUCAAGCCCCGUCAAUCCCGUGGUGUUCUUUGAUGUUAGCAUCGGUGGCCAGGAAGUUGGCCGCAUGAAGAUCGAGCUGUUUGCAGAUGUCGUGCCCAAGACAGCCGAGAACUUCAGGCAGUUCUGCACUGGAGAAUUCAGAAAAGAUGGGGUUCCAAUAGGAUAUAAAGGAAGCACCUUCCACAGGGUCAUAAAGGAUUUCAUGAUUCAGGGUGGAGAUUUUGUUAAUGGAGAUGGCACUGGAGUUGCCAGUAUUUACCGAGGGCCAUUUGCAGAUGAAAAUUUUAAACUCAGACACUCAGCUCCAGGCCUACUUUCCAUGGCAAACAGUGGUCCCAGUACAAAUGGCUGUCAGUUCUUUAUCACCUGCUCGAAGUGCGAUUGGCUGGAUGGGAAGCACGUAGUGUUCGGAAAAAUCAUUGAUGGACUUCUAGUGAUGAGAAAGAUUGAGAAUGUUCCCACAGGCCCCAACAAUAAGCCCAAGUUGCCUGUGGUAAUCUCACAGUGUGGGGAGAUGUAGUCCCAACCAAGACCGAAUCAUGAGUCAGGCCUUCCCUUGCUGUCCGUGACUUUCCUGAGUCAGAUAAGCUGAACUGGCUCCUGUGUUUGAAUUCCUGCCUGCUGGGGAAAUAUCACAGACUCCGAACCAAGAGUGUGUGCAUUUAAGUUUUUAAUUGUAAAUAAAGGUUUUUGUAUGUGUGUGUGUGUUAA